AUGCCGCCUCAACCACUAGACGCGACGCCCGAGCAGAAGGCUCAGGCCGACGAAGAGGAUAAAAGCCCCAAGCAGCUGCCGAAGGGCGUGGUCUUGGGUCCUGAUGGCAAGCCGUGUCGGUCAUGCACUUCAGUGUCGUCGUGGUUCGCUAUGGCCAAGCAGGGCACCACAACCCCAUCCAAGAUCUCGACUACUACACCACCAGCACAAGCGACCUCUGCCCUUGACAUGCCGGCCGACUGUCCGCCAGACGUAGAACAACUCGGACGCUCAGCGUGGACUCUCCUCCAUACCAUGGCAGCAAGCUACCCAGAAAAGGCCUCAGCAGAGCAGCAAAAAGAGACAAGAACGUUUAUGCAAUUGUUUGGCAAGAUGUACCCUUGCUGGGUAUGCGCCGACGAUUUCAGAGCGUGGAUGAAAGAUGGCAACGAGCCACGCGUGAGCAGCAGAGAUGACUUUGGACAAUGGAUGUGUGAGGCGCACAAUGCUGUCAAUGUCAAGCUGGGCAAAAAGUCGUUCGACUGCAAGAAAUGGGAAGAGCGAUGGAGGACGGGCUGGAAGGACGGACGAUGUGGUUGA
Aureobasidium namibiae CBS 147.97 is the source of this 579-nucleotide messenger RNA. RefSeq lists its product as uncharacterized. Gene Ontology annotation, molecular function: flavin-dependent sulfhydryl oxidase activity; flavin adenine dinucleotide binding. The record is from RefSeq and is a predicted model, not a curated record. Gene Ontology annotation, cellular component: mitochondrion. NCBI's taxonomy places the organism in Eukaryota, Fungi, Ascomycota, Dothideomycetes, Dothideales, Saccotheciaceae. Bases 1 to 579 code for a protein of 192 amino acids. The transcript has 2 exons.